Molecule: messenger RNA, 630 nt
Organism: Charadrius vociferus (killdeer)
Lineage: Eukaryota; Metazoa; Chordata; Aves; Charadriiformes; Charadriidae
Product: lysozyme g-like
Exons: 5
Coding region: 1-630 (209 amino acids)
Biological process (GO): peptidoglycan catabolic process; defense response to Gram-positive bacterium
Cellular component (GO): extracellular region
Molecular function (GO): lysozyme activity
Source: RefSeq, a predicted model, not a curated record
AUGAAGAACCACCCCAUGUACCCGAUGCUUGUGCUGCUGGGCCUCGCUGCCCUCCUGGGUGCCUCCCAGGGCCGCACGGAUUGCUACGGCAGUGUAAACAGAAUUAAAACCCCUGGGGCUUCAUGCAAAACUGCAAAGCCAGAGGGUUUAAGCUACUGCGGAGUUAGGGCUUCAGAAAAGAUUGCUGAACGGGACCUAAAAGCUAUGAAUCGAUAUAAAACACUCAUUAAGAAAGUUGGUGAAAAAUUGUGUGUUGAACCAGCCCUGAUCGCUGGCAUCAUCUCCCGGGAAUCUCAUGCCGGCACAGUACUGAAGAAUGGCUGGGGUGACAAUGGAAACGGAUUUGGUUUAAUGCAGGUUGACAAAAACUCACAUAAACCUGUGGGACAAUGGAACAGCGAAACUCAUCUUAUGCAGGGCACAAAAAUACUUAUCACGAUGAUAAAGACAAUACAGGGGAAGUUCCCACGCUGGACAAAGGAUCAACAGCUGAAAGGUGGGGUUUCUGCCUACAACGCUGGUCCUAGAAACGUCCAAAGCUAUGACAGAAUGGACAUCGGCACCACCCACGACGACUACUCCAACGACGUGGUUGCACGAGCCCAGUAUUACAAGAAACACGGAUAUUAG